This is a messenger RNA of Neltuma alba, 1356 nucleotides long. Its product is annotated as TMV resistance protein N-like. Lineage: Eukaryota; Viridiplantae; Streptophyta; Magnoliopsida; Fabales; Fabaceae. Gene Ontology annotation, molecular function: ADP binding. The coding region runs from base 1 to 1356 and encodes 451 amino acids. The transcript is spliced from 3 exons. The record is from RefSeq and is a predicted model, not a curated record. Gene Ontology annotation, biological process: signal transduction; defense response.
AUGGCUUCUUCUUCUUCUUUCUUCAAUGAUUCUGAAAAAAAAUACGAUGUGUUCAUCAGUUUCAGCGGCAAGGAUGUUAGACGAGGUUUUCUGAGUCAUCUAGUAAAGGAACUACGUCGGGAGAAAAUUAUGGCUUAUGUAGAUGAAAAAAUGAAAAGCGGAGAACAAAUAUCAUCCUCGCUUCGGGGAGCAAUUCAAAACUCGCAAAUCUCAAUCGUCAUAUUCUCAAAAAACUACGCCUCUUCAAGCUGGUGUUUGGAUGAGCUUGAAGAAAUCAUGAAAAUGAAGGAACAAAUUGUUUUACCCGUUUUUUACUACUUUGAUCCCUCGAAUGUUCAAAAUUGGAGAUCAGCCUUGAAGAAUGCUGCUGAGCUAUCUGGCUAUAAUACGUCCGAUUAUCGUAAUGACUCUAAGCUCAUAGAUGACAUUGUCAAUGGUGUUUCGUCAAGGUUGAAUAUCUCUCCUAGUGAAUCAAAAGGCCUUGCUGGGAUUGAUCAACUUCUUGAUUGUAUUAGAUCGUUUUUGGAAAGGAAGUCAGAGGAAGUUCAAAUCCUUGGAAUUUGGGGCAUGAGUGGCAUCGGUAAAUCAACCAUUGCACAAGUUGCAAUUGACAAAUUCUCUUCCCACUUUGACGGCUCUUACUUUUUAGAAAAUGUGAGAGAAGAAUCGCAAAAGCAUCGGCUGAAAUCUUUAAGAGAGAAACUUGUUUCUGAACUGCAAGAGGAAAAAUCCUCUUUUGUUCAUAAAAGCCUUGUUAGACGAAGAAAAGUUUUUGUCGUGCUUGAUGAUGUGGGUUUUUCAGAACAACUACAGUAUUUGGUUACAGAUGGAAUUCACUGGGGACCUGGUAGUAGAUUCAUUGUAACAAGCAAAGACAAGCAAGUGCUAACUGCUGGAGGAGUUCAUGCCAUACAUGAAGUCAAGGAAUUGGGCCCUGAAGAAUCCCUUAAGCUUUUCAGCUUAAAUGCCUUCAAAAAAAGCCAUCCUGAAAAGGGAUAUGAGGAACUUUCAAAAAGGGCAGUAGGUUAUGCCAAGGCCCUUCCUCUAGCUUUAAAAGUUGUGGGUUCAUCUCUUUGUUCUAAAGACAGAAGAACAUGGGAAAGUACACUGAGAAAACUUGAGGGGUACCCCGAUCCUCAAAUUCAAGAUGUGUUGAAAACGAGCUAUGAUGGAUUAGAUGAUGUGCUAAGGGAUGUAUUUCUUGACAUUGCUUUCUUUUACAAAGGAGAAGAUAAAGAUCAUGUCAUAAGGCUACUUGAUGCCAAUAACCUUUUUGCUGCUUAUAGAAUAGAAGGACUUCUAGAUAGAGCUCUUAUAUCCAUUUCAAAUGACAAGGUAAUACAAAUGCAUGACUGA